GGCACUAUGACAUUCAACAAUUUGCCAGUGCUACGACUUUGUUGGUCAUUACGAUGUUUGAAAAUAAGUACGAUCCUAGAAAAGAAGCAUGUUUAUCUUAUUCCAGAAAUAUUUCAAGCUGUGCGGGUCUGGAAGGUGUAAAGUCUCUAGCAUUUACUACCCCACCUAAUACUACAGCCUCCAAUGUGAUUGAAAUAGUAAACUGCACUAAAGUUUUUCCAAAUAUUGCAGAAUUAUCAUUAUCAUCUCAAGGUUUCACAGAAUUCCCAAACGAAUUCAAAAGAAAAUUUCCGAAUAUUCAAACAUUAGAAUUGGAAAAGAACAAUUUAUCAGUUCCUCCAGAAUUUCCAUGGAAUGAUAACCCAGAAAUCCUAGGUUACAAUUUAUCUCGAUCGGUUUACCAUGAUAAUCAUUACGCUGCUCCUUAUUACUUACAAGUUCCUAGAAAUAUUUUCCGACGCUAUUUAAACAUAAACUUCAAUAAAAUCGUCGACUUACGAACCUUUGAAUUUACAGGAAGAUUAGAUAUGAUAUCAAUUAAACAUAACAACUUAAGAUAUAUAAACGAAUAUACAUUUACUAAACUCACUGGUUUACAAAGUUUAGAUUUAAGUGAAAAUUUAUUAGAAGAAAUUCCAUCUGGUUCUUUCUACGGAUUAAAAGAUUUAAGGAAUUUAAAUUUGAAGAAUUGUUCAUUAGCAAAACUGGUCAAGGACAUAUUCCGUGAUCAGAGUAACCUCAUUAAUUUGGAUUUGUCUGCAAAUGCUCUAACCUCACUUCCUCAUGAUAUAUUUGCAAGACUUGAAAAACUGAAGAGAAUACAUCUUGAAUCCAACAAGCUAACGUCAGUUCCAUCAGAAUCAUUUCCUGUUCUAAGUUUACAUCUUGAAGAGGUUGGUUUACAGUUUAAUCCAAUAUCUGAAUUUCCUGUGGUCGUUUUCUAUUUACGUCAGCUGAAGAGAGUAAAUUUAGGGUACACCAAUAUUAACUUUAACAAUGUUCGUGCUCUUCUUGAAAAUGUCAGUUAUACAUAUUUAGUAGAAAGUACUGUUGAAUCAACAGCAACAAACAAUGUCAACAUUAACCACAGACUCACUAAAACCAGGAAGAGAAUGAUUGACCUUACAGGUAGUAAUGUUACUAUAAUUGGAUUCGAUGCUUCAAAUGAAAAGGGCAUGGGUAGUAAUGUUACGAGAAUAGGUCAUUCGAAAGACGUGGAAACAUAUUUUAGAUUGAUUCUGCAAAAUUUUAACAUUAUCCUAGACAAGAAUGACAUAUUGUGUGACUGCAGAAUAAUUUCUUUUUCGAAAUGGAUAAAAUCACAAGUUCAGAUCGGUGAAUUUAAUGGAGACGAAUAUUUCUUUUCUGACUGGAAAUGUAAACGACCAAUCGGGUUAAACGAGAGGUCGCUGCUUAGUGUGACCGAAGAGGAAACAUAUUGCGAAGUCGAUGUUGAAUUCUGUCCAACCAAAUGCAGAUGUUUCCGGUGGUCCGUUAAUAAUAUUAUAAUAGUUGACUGUCGAAACACAAGUUUAACAGGUUUCCCAGAAAAACUACCUGCAGGAACCUUAGAUUUAUGGUUUCAAAAUAAUAACAUUACACAUAUUCAAGAAACGAACUAUUUCGCUCGCGCUAGAGAUAUCAUUUUAAGUCAUAAUUCUAUAAGUGAUGUAAGUGAUGACAUUAUCAACAUUUUGGGAGACGAUAUAAGAAAACUUUAUUUAGAUUCUAAUUAUUUGAUACAUUUGCCAAAGUUAAUACAACGACUAUCUGGUGUUCGAUUUCACAUUAAAGAUAAUCCUUUUGUAUGCGAUUGUAAGACACUGUGGAUGAAAUCAUGGAUAUUAAAACAUCAGCAUAUGGUGUCCGAUUGGAUGGAUGUCGCAUGUGCUUAUGGAAAUGAAGGAGGACAUCAGUUGAUAUCCGUGGAGGAUGACAAGUUCGUAUGUCUUGAAGCCUUUAAUACUUUUAAGCAUGUAAUUGCUCCGAGUGUUUCGUCAUCUGUUAGUGUCCUUCUGUUUAUAGUUAUGUUAGCAUGUGGUUUCGUCUUCAGAUUAGAGCUAAAAGUUUUAAUUUUCAUAUACUUUGGACUUCAUCCCUUUGACAAAGAUGAAAAGGAUGAAAAUGAAGAUCUAGACUGUAUUGUUAUACAUUCUAAACCGUUAACGGACUGGGUGAUGGAACAUGUGGUUGCUCCGUUGGAAGCAGGCGACAAAGCUUACAUGGUUUGUGAAAUGUCACGAGAUUUUGUAGUCGGUUUUUCAUAUCAAGAAAAUAUCUGUAGCAUUGUAAGGCGAAGUAAAAGAAUGAUUUUAGUACUAUCGGAAGACUUCUUAGUCGAUUCUGAUAUUGUCAAAAUAGCAUGGAAUGAAGCACAAGAAAAAAUAAGAGAUAUGCGCACAAAUUAUGCAAUUAUAAUUUUUCAUGAAAUAUCGAUGAAAUCAAUUGAUAACAAAGACCUUAAAAGAUAUAUUAAAAGGGGGAGAUAUAUAAAUACAAGCGAAAAAUUAUUUUUUGAAAAAAUUCUUUAUCUAAUGCCCCAGUACACGAACAUUAAUCAUAGAAAAUUUCCAAAUCUAAGAAAAAUAGUUCUUGAAACUUACGAGAAUGGAGAUGAUUUAGAUACUGAAGAAGUGCAUGCUUUUUUAUCUUAUUCAGACAGAGAUAUUCAUAUUGCUUUGAAGACACUCACUCCUGUUUUACAGGAACUUAGAUAUAUUCUUCAUGUUCCAGAUCGAGAUUUCAUUCCUGGUGCUUCAAAAGAAGAGAAUAUUUUAAACGCUAUAGAUAUAUGUAGACAUACAAUUUUCCUUUUAUCAGGACCCUAUUUAGAAGAUGAAUGGUCAUUGUUUACGUUUCGAACUGCAUCCGAAAAGUCUAUCAGACAUAAAUGCAAUCACAUGAUCGUAAUAGUAAUUGAUGGCCAAGAAAACGUCUAUAUGGACGAAGAAGUGAAAUAUUAUAUAAAAACACAUGUGACGCUUCAUGUUACUGAUCCCUGGUUUUGGGAGAAAUUGACAAAAGCAUUGCCAAGCGAACAGGACAAUAAACUUCAGCUAGCAAUUCUAAAUAACAGAGUUAAUAAUCAUCUUUACCGACAAAACUCUGUAGAUGAUAGACAAGUGGAAGAAAAUGGAAGAAAUAUAUACCGACAAAACUCUGUAGAUGAUAAACAAUUGGAAGAAAAUGGAAGAAAGAUGUACCGACAAAACUCUGUAGAUGAUAGACAAUUGGAAGAAAAUGGAAGAAAUAUAUACCGACAAAACUCUGUAGAUGAUAGACAAUUGGAAGAAAACGGAAGAAAUAUAUACCGACAAAACUCUGUAGAUGAUAGACAAUUGGAAGAAAACGGAAGAAAUAUAUACCAACAAAACUCUGUCGAUGAUAGACAAUUGGAAGAAAACGGAAGAAAUAUAAUAAGGAACUGUCUUCCAAUGCAAAAUAUAAAUGAAAUCCAAGAAAAUAACAAUGAAAACAAACAAGAGGACUGCGCCUUAGAAACAAGGUGUUAGCCAUAAACAUGUUCAUAUAUACAUGUAGACCAAUAUCAUUUUAUAGCAUAAUGUCAUGAUGACAAAUUGUUUUAUAUUUUUGUACACCUCAAACAUAUCAUAUUGGGCUUAUAUUGCCCUGUGAACUCACAAAAAUAUUACAGAAGUGUGUUACCGUUGUUGAUCAUAUUUUGUAAGUUUAGACAUAAUACAGAGAGUACAAAUAUUGAUAGAAAUAGACUUUCAAUAAUGUGUGACUAAAUUGACACGAAGCGCAACCAAAGUUUUUGCAAGCGAAGAGCACAAUAAGCAUUUCCCAUGUGUAGAGAACAUUAAUUGCAUUGACUAGCUCAAUUGAAAAGAAAUAUGUAUACACAUAAAGAAAUCUAGCAUUAAAUGAAGUUCACAGAAUCAACAUUUAUUUCUGCAAAUUGGACAACAUUUUUAAUAACAUUAGAUUCUUGGACACAUUUGGACCCAAACUGUCACAUCUAGUAUAAUGUUUAAGAUUAAAAUAUUGACUGAAAAUGUUAAUAAUAAGAAACACAGUCAAUAGUGACACACUAGAGAAAACGGAUUUUAUGAACGAUUAAUAAAACAGUGAAAAAUCUAAGUAAGUAUAAACUACAAAAUUACAUGUUUUCUACAUUGUAAUUAUUGAACUAAUCAUAAGUAAGAUAUAUGUAUAGGACAUAAAGGA
This is a messenger RNA of Mytilus californianus (California mussel), 4191 nucleotides long. Its product is annotated as protein toll-like. The transcript has a single exon. Gene Ontology annotation, molecular function: transmembrane signaling receptor activity; protein binding. Gene Ontology annotation, biological process: immune response; toll-like receptor signaling pathway. The coding region runs from base 54 to 3512 and encodes 1152 amino acids. The record is from RefSeq and is a predicted model, not a curated record. Lineage: Eukaryota; Metazoa; Mollusca; Bivalvia; Mytilida; Mytilidae. Gene Ontology annotation, cellular component: membrane.